This is a messenger RNA of Leguminivora glycinivorella, 1446 nucleotides long. It is a transcript of the gene sav, whose product is annotated as protein salvador homolog 1. Gene Ontology annotation, biological process: apoptotic process; hippo signaling; regulation of cell population proliferation. The record is from RefSeq and is a predicted model, not a curated record. The coding region runs from base 93 to 1295 and encodes 400 amino acids. The transcript has 10 exons. Lineage: Eukaryota; Metazoa; Arthropoda; Insecta; Lepidoptera; Tortricidae. Gene Ontology annotation, molecular function: protein binding; molecular adaptor activity.
UUCAUCUAUCAAUUUAUGAAAGUCUGUGAUAUGGCUGUGAGUUCAUAAUUAUUUAUAAAAUAAAGGUAUUUUCUAAGGAAUAUACAUCCAGUAUGAUAUCCAGAAAAGGCCAAAAAGCAGUAAAUGAAGGCGUUGUUGGGAAAUACAUCAAAAAAGAUACACCGCCAGAUUUACCAAUAAUAAAUGUAUGGACUACGGGUCAUAAUCGGCGCCCGCGCAGCCAGCCGUUUGGGGCGAGUGAUGGAGUAUCCAGCAGCCACGAAAACAAAUUUGGCAAGGCGCAGACCAUGAGCGGUCACGCAGGCAAAUAUACGCCCAGCGAGUCAGUGCCAAAUUUAGCUCACAGAUUUGCUAGUUUAUCGACCAGCGACUCUGCCAGCUCUUCAAGUAAUUACAACUCCCAGUGUUUCUUAGAUUCUAAUUUGGCUUCCCAUUCCACGCUUAACGAAAUAGAUGACUCAUUCAGUAGGCAGACCAGCCACAGGUACUAUAGGCAUCAGCAAGAAGACCCCAUAUACCAAAACCAACAGCAGGUACAGCAACAAAAGCAGCAGCAGUAUGGGUCCCGCGAGUCCAGCAUACCGCGACUCUCAUCGAACCUGAGCCUGACUCCGCGUCUGCACCCGCCGCAUACGCCCUCGCCACACUCCAUUCUCCACACCUGUAGUGACUCGUACACAGUGGGGAGCCAAUCGUCGCCCAUUUACUCCAAUUACGUGAACACAUCGGUGCUGCCGUACAACAGCAAAGCUCAUGGCAGCAGCAUUAUUGCUACACAACAAGGUACUGAGGAGGAGCUGCCGCUCCCGCCGGGCUGGUCCGCGGACCGCACGCUGCGCGGGCGCCGCUACUACAUGGACCACAACACGCAGACCACGCACUGGACGCACCCGCUCGAGAGCGUGCCGCAGCCGUGGCAGAAGGUGUCUACCCACCAUGGAGUCUAUUACUUCAAUGAAAUCACUCACCAGCGCACUUAUGCACACCCCUGCUUAGUAGGGGGUUGUUAUUUAGUGAGCCCUUACGUGCCGACGUUGGUGCCGCCUUAUUUGCUAGAAGAGAUUCCACAUUGGCUAAUUGUCUACUCAAAAGCGGAUCCAGAAAUGGACCACAAGUUACGGUGGAACAUGUUCCGGCUGAGCGAGCUGGACUGCUACUCGGAUAUGCUGACGCGCCUGUAUAAGCAGGAACUGCAGCUCAUUGUUAUGAAAUAUGAACAAUACAGAUCUGCCCUGUUACAAGAAAUAGAAAGGAGAAGGCAUGCUAUAACAUGCCAUGCACAUUCAAAUUGUUAAUAUACAAAUAGACAUAUCAAUUUAAUAAUCUUUUGCCUUGUUGAUCUGUGAUCCAAAAUAAUGUAUCUUUUUGACAAAUUUUAUCAGCUGAUGCUUCAUAUGAAAAUAAAAUUUUAUAUUAAGAAAAAUACACUAACUUGUGCCUUAAGAA